Molecule: messenger RNA, 818 nt
Organism: Eremomyces bilateralis CBS 781.70
Lineage: Eukaryota; Fungi; Ascomycota; Dothideomycetes; Eremomycetales; Eremomycetaceae
Exons: 5
Coding region: 90-680 (196 amino acids)
Biological process (GO): small GTPase-mediated signal transduction
Molecular function (GO): GTPase activity; GTP binding
Source: RefSeq, a predicted model, not a curated record
AUUGCGCCGACGUUCGAUUAGUCGCAAUCGAAUCUUCCUAGUCACCUCGAAUAUCCGCAGAUUCGACACAUCUUCUUCAUCAAUAUAUCAUGAGUCCUACCAUUAAGUGUGUCGUGGUCGGCGAUGGUGCGGUCGGCAAGACCUGUCUUCUGAUCUCGUACACCACGAACAAGUUCCCGUCCGAAUAUGUACCCACGGUCUUCGACAACUAUGCUGUCACGGUCAUGAUCGGAGAUGAACCCUACACUCUCGGACUCUUCGAUACCGCCGGUCAAGAAGACUACGAUCGUCUCCGCCCUCUCUCAUAUCCGCAGACCGACGUUUUCCUCGUCUGCUUCUCCGUGACCUCCCCCGCGUCCUUCGAGAACGUCCGCGAGAAAUGGUUCCCCGAGGUCCACCACCACUGCCCCGGCGUCCCGUGCCUCAUAGUCGGCACCCAGGUCGAUCUUCGCGACGAUCCGCAGGUGCGCGACAAGCUGGCCAAGCAGAAGAUGCAGCCGGUGCGCAAGGACGAUGGGGAGCGCAUGGCGAAGGAUCUGGGCGCGGUGAAGUACGUUGAGUGCUCGGCACUCACGCAGUACAAGCUGAAGGAUGUCUUUGAUGAGGCUAUCGUCGCGGCGCUUGAGCCCCCACAGGUCCGCUCAGGCAAGAAGAAGAGGCGAACGUGCACCAUCCUCUAGUUGGCGCACCGUUGGCCGGCAUACGCAGUUGUCUAUCUGGCGUUUAGUUUCCCAGCGACUCAGGGCGUGGGCUUUCCCCAUGCAAUCCUCUGAGGUGAUGGCGUUUACAAGAAGGGAUUUCCGUUUUGUCCAUGCGAU